ACCACUCCGGAACUUCCGGCCAGGGCCGCCAUUUUGACUUCGCGACCUUGGACUCCAGCUGCGCGUUACCUGCAGUCUACUCCGUGCCGUCAUGUCUGUGCUAACUCCGCUGCUGUUGAGAGGCCUGACAGGCCCUGCCCGGCGGCUCCCGGUGCCGCGUGCCCAGAUACAUUCCAAGCCGCCGCGGGAGCAGCUCGGGACCAUGGAUAUCGCCAUUGGGCUCACCUCCUGCUUCCUGUGUUUCCUCCUGCCUUCCGGCUGGGUCCUGUCACACCUGGACAGCUACAAGAAGCGGGAGUGAUGGGAGCUGUCCUCUCCCUCACCCCGAGACCUGACCGCCCCGGCCUGUCCUGAUCACGUCUGCUGCGUUCCUGGCCGGCCUCCCCUGGACCAUGUCCUUCUGUUACAGUGACCUCUUCUGCAGUCACGACGUCUUGAUUUCUCCACGGUGACAUCCUGGGACCACAUGUAUCUGAAGAAGGCCCUGCUCAGUAGGGCCUCCCCUGUAACAAUAAAGUCUGUUUAAAGCGUGCUUCAAGGGGAAUCCCCUGGUGGUCCAGUAGGGUCCAGUAGGACGCUGCGCUUUCACAGCGGGUGGGGGUGGGGGUUCGACCCCUUGGUGGGGAACUAAGAUCCGCAAGCUGCACGGUGUGGCCAAAAAAUAACAAAAUUAUUAAUAAACGCCGCUUCAGAAAGUC
Molecule: messenger RNA, 698 nt
Organism: Capra hircus (goat)
Lineage: Eukaryota; Metazoa; Chordata; Mammalia; Artiodactyla; Bovidae
Product: cytochrome c oxidase subunit 8A, mitochondrial
Exons: 2
Coding region: 92-301 (69 amino acids)
Biological process (GO): mitochondrial electron transport, cytochrome c to oxygen
Cellular component (GO): mitochondrion
Source: RefSeq, a predicted model, not a curated record